GAGACUGUGACUCACUCACUGACUAGUGGCUCGGUCACUCCUUCAUAUAUUGCUUACAUGAUGGUGAGAGAGUGAGAGAGAGAGAGAGAGAGGUUUGUGGAUGGCUCUACGAAGUGUGAGCAGAAAAGCCAUAGGAUUGAAACUUGUGCAUAAGCAUGGCUUUGUUCGUGGGUUGUCGAGUACGGGGUUCUCGCUACCGGAGUUCUCGCUACCAGACCUUCCCUACGACUACGGGGCUCUGGAGCCGGUGAUCAUGGCGGAGAUCAUGAAGCUCCACCACCAGCACCACCACCAGUCCUACGUCACUAACUACAACCAGGCCCUCCUCCAGCUUGAACAUGCCCUCUCCGUGGCUGAUUCCCCCACCAUCGUCCGGCUGCAGAGCUCCAUCAAGUUCAACGGCGGAGGUCAUAUAAAUCACUCUAUUUUCUGGAAGAAUCUCUCGCCCAUUAAAGAACUGGGUGGUGAGCCCCCAAAGCCUUCCCUAGGCUCUGCCAUUGACACCCAGUAUGGUUCUCUUGACGCAUUGAUUCAGAAAGUCAAUGCAAGAGGUGCUGCUCUGCAAGGCUCCGGAUGGAUUUGGCUUGCUCUGGAUAAGGAGCAGAAGAAGCUCUCAGUUGAAACCACUGCAAACCAGGAUCCACUUGUAACUAAAGGAUCAGCUUUGGUUCCGUUGAUUGGAAUAGAUGUUUGGGAGCAUGCAUACUAUCUGCAGUACCAUAAUGUGAAAGCCAAUUAUGUGAAGAACAUAUGGAAGGUUAUUAACUGGAAAUAUGCGAGUGAAGUUUAUGAGAAAAACUGUCCUUGAGACGAUAAGCUUGUACUGUGUGAAAAAAUAAAAAAACAGCCUUUUGGUUAUCU
Juglans regia (Persian walnut) is the source of this 861-nucleotide messenger RNA. RefSeq names its product superoxide dismutase [Mn], mitochondrial-like. Gene Ontology annotation, cellular component: mitochondrion. The record is from RefSeq and is a predicted model, not a curated record. The coding region runs from base 101 to 808 and encodes 235 amino acids. The transcript is spliced from 6 exons. NCBI's taxonomy places the organism in Eukaryota, Viridiplantae, Streptophyta, Magnoliopsida, Fagales, Juglandaceae. Gene Ontology annotation, molecular function: metal ion binding; superoxide dismutase activity. Gene Ontology annotation, biological process: superoxide metabolic process.